Messenger RNA from Eimeria tenella, 807 nucleotides. RefSeq lists its product as uncharacterized. Gene Ontology annotation, molecular function: polynucleotide 5'-phosphatase activity. The transcript has 3 exons. NCBI's taxonomy places the organism in Eukaryota, Apicomplexa, Conoidasida, Eucoccidiorida, Eimeriidae. The coding region runs from base 1 to 807 and encodes 268 amino acids. The record is from RefSeq and is a predicted model, not a curated record.
AUGUGCAGCAGCAGGAAGGGAAGGGAGGAAAGGGGCACGACGAGGAGGUGGAGAGGCAGCGUGAGUUUGGUCCUCGACGGCGAGAGGCUGUCCAGAAACAUCAGCCCCGUGCCGAACACGCAAAUUAUCAGCGCCACCGCCACAAUUGGAAUUUUGAAAACCUGCAAAGUGGCUUUCACGAAGGGCAGCGGGCUGCGGGUGGACUUGACCAAAGUGCAGCAGCAAACUAAACCCUCUUGGGGGGCCCCCCCCGAGGCCCGCAGGGAGGCCCUGGGCCGGUGGACCCACGAGGUCGAGCUCGAGCUGCACCCCAUGCAGAUUGCCAGGGCCGUGCUGCACCUGCAGCAGACCGGAGACCCGCGGCCCCUGUGGUGUCUUUGCUGCACCUUCUUGUCUUUGCUGCGGGAGUUAGCUGCUGCUUUGAAUUCUCCGCUGGGGCCCCGGGGCCCCCGGGGGCCCCGGGGGGCCCCCGGGGGGGGCCCCCUGGGGGCCCCCGGGGCCCAGGGGCCCUGGGAUGACCUCGAAGAAGUGCAAAUGGCAGCAGCAGAAGAAGUUGCUUUUAAACAUUAUCUUUCGGAGCAGCUGCCUUUGAUUGGGGACUACGCCUACAGAGCUGUGGUGCAGCAAAUGCUGCAGCAGCAGCGCAGCAGCAGCGCAGCAGCAGCUCCUUCGCUGCAGGACUUUCUGAAGCAGCCCGAAGCAGAAUCCAGGUGUCUGUACACCCAAAACAAAACCCACAUUUCGGGGCCCUGGAUUCCCCACAAAGACGCAGACGGCAGAGUCCACCUCAUCGAGCUCAAGCGCUAG